AUGAUGUUCCCUGGAGAGCUUAAUACAAAUUCAAGGGCUAAUCCGCCUGUACCAGUUUUUCCAUUAAGGUCUACGGGAUUAAGUUCUCAAUAUUCGCCGUACUCAACUUCAAGAUUUCAAGAAAUACAACAAAAAUGCAAUUUAAAAUGCACAUGGAAAUGCAGUUUUCUUCUAAUGGUCUUUGUUACCUUCAUAAUCACCACAUUCCUUAUUUACUUGAUGGCUAUGAGGAAAUCAUGUACAGACAUAAGAGAAAAAUGUUUAUAUAUGGAAAAAUCAAGGGCUAUUGCAAUGGAUUUGGAAAACUCACUGAAACUUACCACUGAAGCUCCGCCAUUGACGACGACUACUGUUGCAAAUGUAUCAAUACGCGAUAAAUUUAAAAGCGAUGUAACUCCAGAAGAUCAAAGUGAUUUGCAUCGCCAACAUACUAGGUAUCAAUGGCCCUCAGUCUUGGAGAUAACUAGCUUCAGUACUCCAUACAGUUCCAAUGUAUAUCCAUACCAUUUUUGGAAUUUGGAGUUUUAUAAUAAACAACCAGUGUUUAUGAGGCUCAACCUAACAUUGCCAUGGGGAGCUAAUUUCGCUGUUUAUGGUCGACGAAACGUAGCUCCUAGUAUAACCCAACAUGAUUUUUCGGAAUUCAUUAAGGGAGGUAGAUUGGAUAACAGGCUAAGUCGCAGGUCAACAGAUGUUAUCGAAAAAGAUCCUUUGGUCGUUAAUGUGACAUUAAUACAGUACUUAGACACGGGUCGAUGGUUUUUGUCCAUUUAUAACGAUGAUCUCCGACCACACACGGUAGUACUUAAAAUCGCAGAAGCCGAAGAUGUCUCAACGACUUGUCCCAACGAAUGUUCCGGGCAUGGGUCCUGUUAUCUCGGAAAGUGUGACUGCAUCGAUGGAUAUCAAGGAAACGAUUGUUCUAAAAGUGUAUGUCCGAUGUUGUGUUCAAACCACGGAAAAUACGGCGGAGGCCUUUGUCAUUGUGAAGAAGGUUGGAAAGGUACAGAAUGUGAUAUACCAGAAACAGAUUGCAGAGUAGCCGAUUGUUCUGGACACGGUGUUUGUAAAAAUGGUGUAUGUCAAUGCCAACAGGGAUGGAAAGGAGAUGAUUGUGACGAAGUGGACUGUAUGGAUAAAAGCUGUUCUGGCCACGGUAUCUGUGUAUCAGGUAAAUGUUAUUGCAAAGCUGGAUGGCAAGGCGAAGAUUGUUCAUUAAUGAAUAAGCAAGUAUUCCAAUGCCUCCCUCGUUGUUCAGACCAUGGUGCAUAUGAUUUAGAAACGGGAGUUUGUAUUUGCAAUAAAUUUUGGACUGGGCCAGAUUGUUCGCAAGCGUUGUGUAAUCUCAACUGUGGUCCACAUGGAAAAUGUGAUCAAGGUAAAUGCGAAUGUGAUAUUGGGUGGACAGGUGAUAAAUGUGAUCAACUCCCUUGUGACGAGAGAUGCUCUGAGCACGGGCAAUGUAGAAACGGUACAUGUGUAUGUUCUAGGGGAUGGAACGGCAAACACUGUACUUUUCAGGGUUGCGAUAACGGUUGUGCUAAUCAUGGAAAUUGUGUCUUGGUUAAUAACAUGUACAAUUGUGUAUGCAAUGAUGGAUGGGAAGGAGAAAGCUGUUCGGUUCGCUUAGAAAUGGAAUGCAACGAUGAAAUCGAUAAUGAUCAAGAUGGAAUGACUGAUUGUUCAGAUAGUGAGUGCUGUAAUUCUGCUUCGUGUGCUGAGCAUAUAAUGUGUUUAGCUUCCAAUGAUCCUCUUGAUGUAUUACUAAGGAAACAGCCACCGUCGGUAACGGCUUCGUUUUAUCAAAGAGUGAAAUUUUUGGUAGAAGAGCAUAGUGUCCAAAGCUAUGCACAUUUGGAUGAAUAUAGAGAGAAUGAAUUUUGGAACUCCUUUACACCUGGACGAGUAUCAGUAGUGCGGGGCCAAGUAUUGUCACCGCAGGGGUUGGGAAUUAUAGGCAUUCGAGUCUCAGUGGAUAGAGAUUCGAGAUUUGGAUUCACGUUGACUAGAGCUGGUGGAUGGUUUGACGUAAUGGUCAACGGCGGUGAAGCAGUGACUCUUCAAUUUCAGCGAAGCCCGUUCAAUCCCCAGACCAAAACACUGUACGUGCCCUGGAAUCAGAUCGUAUCCUUAUCGUCGAUAGUAAUGACCUUAAAUGAGGAAAUGGAUUCAUACAAAGAAACCACGUUGGACUCGAAUGGUCUAUACGAACAUAAUUCGUACAAUGUAACACCGUGCAUUGAUCACAAAGAAAAUCCACAAAUUGUAUCUACGUGGUUGCCAGAAAAAAUCGGAGGCAUGCCAGGAAAAAGUGUUAUAUUCGCGGAAACACAGUUACUUCAAGAAAGUAUUGGUAUCCCCGGUUCAAAUUUGAAUCUAAUAUACAGAAGCAGCUGGGCGACGGGGUAUUAUUCGUAUUUAAUUAUUCAUCUCACUCAAUCUGAUAUAUCACCACAACUAGAAGUUGUGCACAUCUCAGUUGAAAUUGAAGGAUCAAUUUAUAAUCAUAAACUUGAGGCAGAUCCUAAUUUGAAAUACACGUUUACAUGGGAUAAGCGAAAUGUUUACAAACAAAAAGUCUAUGGAAUUGCAAAUGCAAAAGUUUCAAUUGGUUAUGAGUAUAAGAGCUGUAAUCAAAUUGUGUGGGAAGUACAAAUGGCGGUUUUACAAGGUUUUGAUGUGGAUAUAUCAGACAUAGGUGGAUGGAGUUUAGAUGUACAUCACCAUUAUAACUUUCACGAAGGGAUUUUACAAAAAGGCGAUGGUUCUAUAUUGUACUUUAAACAUCAAUAUCCUCACACAUUACAUGUCGUAACUGGUACAGGUAUGCAAAGGCCAUUGAAUUGUAAGGAUUGUAAUGGACUUGCCAAGGACACAAGACUAUUAUCACCUUUAGCAUUAGCCUGUGGUCCUGAUGGAAGCCUUUAUGUCGGAGACUUCAAUCUUAUUAGAAAGUUGACACCAGAUGGAAGUGUUUUUACAGUAUUACAACUUAGUGCCACUCAAGUAUCAUAUCAAUACUAUUUAUGCUUGUCUCCUACCGAUGGACAUUUGUACGUUUCUGAUCCUGAAAAGCAUCAAAUACUUCGUGUGUUAACUACAAAUUCAGUAGUAGUUGAUCCUACAAUAAACUACGAGGUAUACGUUGGUUCAGGAGAACGUUGUAUACCAGGCGAUCAAAGUAGUUGUGGCGAUGGUGGGAAAGCAAUCAAUGCAAAAUUGUCGAAUCCUAAAGGUAUUGCAAUAUCUUCUGAUGGGACGAUGUACCUAGCUGACGGCACCAAUAUUAGAGUGGUUAGUCGUAAUGGAAAUAUUCAUACACUAAUCGGUCAUCAUAAGCAUAAUAAUAUUUGGCAGCCAAUGCCUUGUAAAACCACUGUACCGACUUCACAAGUACAACUUCAAUGGCCUACUAAUUUAGCGCUGAAUCCCCUGGACGAAAGUUUGCAUAUCACUGACGAUAGAGUAGUUUUAAAAGUGACCAAAGACCAUCGUGUUAAAAUAGUGGCAGGAUCGCCAUUGCACUGUUACUCGGGGAAUGAAGUAGACCAGGGUGGAAAAGAAUCAAAAUUGCACGAAAACCAAGAAGUAAUGACAGAAUCAUUGAAGGCCACUCAAACGGCUUUGGGCACCAUCCUGGGCAUAACGUUCAGUCCAUAUGGUGAUCUAUAUAUAGCCCAAAGUGAUUCUCGAAAGGUCAACACUAUCAAGGUGGUCAAUUCUGCUGGAUACAUAUCACACUUUGCUGGAUAUCAACAAACCCAAAAUCCUCAAAAGCAAUGCGAUUGUGACAGCUUUAAUACUACUUGUCAAUGCGGAAAUGGAUCUCGAGAACAUUUAUUGUCAAUCACUGCAAAAUUUACAACGAUUUCAGCUAUUAUAGCAUCUCCAGAUGGUGUGCUUAACAUUGCUGACCAGGGUAAUCUUCAUAUUCUCGCCCUAAAACCAUACUUGCCAUCGCAUGUUAUGAAUGGAGAGUUUCAAAUACCAUAUCCAGCCACUGGAGAAAUUUAUAUUUUCAAUAGAUACGGACAACAUACAGCUACUCACGAUUUAAUGACUGGUCAAGUAAGAUAUACAUUCUUGUAUUCUAAGAAUACUAGUUUUGGAAAGUUGUCAACCGUGACAGAUAGUUCAGGGAACAAAAUGCUAUUUUUGAGGGACUAUAGUAAUGUGGUGAGCGCUAUAGAAAAUUCACAGGAUUAUAAAUCCGAACUUGUGAUAUCUGGUGCUGGAAAUCUCGUCAAAUUUUCAGAAAAAGGGCGAUCUGAAAUAACAUUUAACUACGAUAGCAGCACUGGACUUCUUACAAGUCGUUCUGAUUCUACUGCGGAACAGGGCGGAUCGCUAUUCAUUUAUAAUUACGAUAAAUUAGGCCGUUUAGUUGAUGUUGUGCUUCCAACGGGUGAAGUUUUUGAACUUUCUUCUCAUAUAUCAAUGGAAGAUGAUGGUUUUGAAGUUAACGUACUUACACCAUUGCAUAAUCCUAUCAGUAUGAUAUCAUUAGAUGGUCGUAGAGAUCACAUAACCAUUAAAAUGGAAGGGAAUGAUUACAAAAAGCUUAUAGUGAAAAAUAGCGCUUCUGCAAUUAGUGAGGCUAUUAGUUUCAAAAACGGUUCAUUUAUGUUCCGCUCCAGAUCUGGCGAAGUAGUGCAAUGUUUUGCGGAAUCUAAACACCCUAUAUUAGAACUGUCUUUGCCAGUGGAAGCGGAAAUGUUACCAGUUUUUAAUCGACAAGUUUCAUCUAGAGGUACCUUGUCAAACGUUGUUUUGUGGACGUAUUCUCUCGUUGGAGAUGCGGGCUCUACCAAAUUCAUUAUAAGAAGAAAAUUGACAAUUAAUAAUAGUUCCGUCCUCAUAAUUGAUUAUAACCAGUACACAAGAAUUGAGACUGUUUAUAGUAGUGAUAAGCCAUCGACUUCCUUACUCAGCAUUGCAUACAGCCUGAACGGCCUGCCCUUAUCCUGGACAAUUGGUCACUCCAAACAUAGUGUCAAUAUAACAUAUGACAGAUUCAAUCGCCUGGAAUCUUGGAGUUGGGGUGCAAUAAACGAGCAAUACAAGUACACUCAUCAUGGUUUGUGUGUAGAAAAGCUACUGAGCCAUAGAGGUCCUGUAAAAUAUCUUUAUAACAAUUGGAAUAAGAUAUCUGAAAUUGAACUUUCUACUCAUCGAAAGUUUGGGUAUUUAUAUGACGAAUCUGGUGGCUUGAAAAAUAUUGUUUUACCAUCUGGAACUAAACAUUCAUUUUCAUCUCAAACGUCAUUGGGAUUCAUACGUUACACAUAUACUCCUCCUGGGUCAACGAGAGCAUACUUACAACAUUAUAGUUAUACUGGAGCGCUUCUCCAAACCGUGUAUCCUGGAGAUGGUGCCCGAGUUCUAUAUAGAUAUCGUAGUUCCGGUCAAUUAUCCCAGGUAGUACAUGGUGAUGGUAUUACAAAAGUUAAAUACUAUCCAAACACUCAGCUGCCAAGUCAAGUAUUAAAUAUUGAAAUGGAUUUCGAAUAUCGAUGGGAUUAUCAGUAUAACGAUGGGUUGUUAAUUGAAGAGAGAAUUGACUAUGGGCCUAAGACUGGUCUUAGCAACGCCAAAAUCACAUACGAGUACGAUAGUAAUUUCAGAGUGAUUUUGAUUGAAGGUCGCAUUGGGGGGCAGAGCUUACCAGAAAAUCGCAUUGAAUACAACCCGAUCACUGGCAGCAAACAGCUUUUGGGUCAAUUUGAGCGAAGUACAAAUGGAAACAUAACAAGACUUACCGACGGAACUGGUAUAUUUAAUCGAGUAACAAAUGACUAUUUCCAAGUGACACAUAUGUCCGUCACGAUACACCAGAUGGAAGUUUUCCGCAUGGAGUUUAUGUAUAAUCUGGAUAGUCGGAUUGAACAGUCACGUACUUACACGCAUAACGUAGGUGUUAACACUUAUACAAUCGUUAAGAACUACACUUUUGAUGCCGAUGGACAACUGAUGUCGGUGGAAGCACAAGAGCCUUGGAGCUUUAAAUAUGAUCAAAAUGGAAAUAUGCUUGCCAUGACGUACAGGGGUAAUAUGAUUCCUAUGGAACACAGUGUUAUGGAUAGAAUAGAAAAAUUCGGAGAAGGACUUUAUAGGUAUAAUAACCGUGGACUUGUUGUGCAAAAUGCUAGAGAAGAAAAAUUUCAAUAUAAUUCUAAAGGACUUCUGGUGAGGGCAAUAAAAAGAGGCCGUUUUGAUGUACGAUACUUCUACGAUCAUCUCAAUAGACUUAGUACCCGAAAAGAUAAUUUUGGAAAUGUUACCCAGUUCUUUUAUACUAAUCAUAAUAAUCCAAACGAAGUCAGUAAUAUAUUUAGUCCGAGAGAUGGAAAGUUGAUGUCGCUGACGUAUGACGAUAGAGGAUUUUUAAUUUACGCUCAAGUGCAUAGAUAUAAGUAUUAUGUAGCUACUGACCAUUGUGGAACGCCUGUCAUGAUUUUCAAUCAAUACGGAGAAGGCAUUAGAGAAAUUAUGAGAUCUCCAUAUGGGCACAUAGUUUAUGAUUCGAAUCCGUAUUUAUAUUUGCCAAUUGAUUUUUGUGGUGGACUCUUAGAUCAGGUUACAUCAUUGGUUCAUAUGCCCAAUGGAAAAGUUUAUGAUCCUCUAGUUGGACAAUGGAUGUCACCUCAAUGGGAAGGCAUGCUAGCUCGUGCAACAGAGCCCCAACAAUUACAUUUAUACAGGUUCAAUGGCAAUGAUCCAAUAAAUGUAAUGCCUACUCGACAAUAUCUUAAAGAUGAAAAAUACUGGUUGUCAUUGGUCGGUUACGACUUGCAGCUACUCAUGCCUCAGAUGCCGCAGUCCAUAUCUACAUUCCCGUCAUUAUUACCAUCGAUGUCAGCAAGUCUUGGCAAUAUACCAUUAGACAUAACGUCCGUUUAUUUCAAUCAUUUGACCAAACUGUUAAACAAACGAAAACUCACGUCUCUUCCGGAAUCAAAAACCCACGCUGACCCUAUCAUCAAUUCAUUCAAAGAGAAGCCAAAAUACUAUGACCCGAUGUGGAUGACGUUCUACAUGAACGAUUUAGAAGAUAAUGCAGAUAGAGGUCCCAAAGCACACGGCAUCCAACCAGGAGCAUCUCUAUCACCGCUUUUUGGUAAUGGUAUUCACAUAUCGAGAUCAUCGGACGGUCGAGUGAUUGUUCAAAGCGUUCCAAAUGCAAAUCCAAUUUAUAAGGAUGUGUUCACGUCAGUUUUCAACGACACGUUCUUGUUACCAUUCAGCUUAGUGAUGCACGGUGCCCAACAAGACGCUUAUUACUUUGUUAAAAAAGACAUUUGGAAUGCCAACGAAGAUAAGGCACAAUUGAAGAGGUUUGGUUCGCAGAUGAAUACCACUUUCCACGAAAAAGAGUCAGAUAACAAUUCUGGAAAGAUGGUGGACGUACGGAUACAUUGUGCGGACACGGUAAUAAAUUUGCGGUACGGUACAACGUUGGAACACGAAAAACAGCGACUGUUGCAUCACGCCAAGACGUCUGUGAUGCGAAAGGCUUGGCACAGGGAACGGGAUCUGUUAAGAUUGGGUUUACCCACGAACAAGGACUGGUCGGUCGCCGAGAUCGAUGAGAUAUUAAAAUUAGGCUACGCUAAUGGUUUUGACGGCGAGUACAUCCGAGACACCGAGAGGUACCCUGAGCUGUGCGACGAUCCGUACAACAUUAGAUUCGUUAAGACAAACUAA
This is a messenger RNA of Macrosiphum euphorbiae (potato aphid), 7704 nucleotides long. NCBI's taxonomy places the organism in Eukaryota, Metazoa, Arthropoda, Insecta, Hemiptera, Aphididae. The record is from the annotation of a GenBank genome assembly.